AUGCUAUUCAGCGCCCGAGAUGGGUCUGUUCCAGGGGCGUCAUGGGCCUGGAAAAAGGUGCUGCGGUUUGGAGUUGUCUUCCUGUUCGUGGUAGGAUUUGCCGCUGUACUAUGGCCCUCGGUCGAGCCAGUGAAGCUGCCGCUGCAAACAGUUGCAAACAUCACCCUCGCCUCCGAUGUCUCGUGCGAUCUCGACUACGAUAGAUUGGCAAGCCUGGACGUUCUCAAAGUCGCCCAAUAUACCCGCCGAGAAAUCGUGCUCGAUAUGACGGACGAACCAGUGCCCUACACGCAGUGGCUUGAACAGCCAUUCUUGGAAGAGCCAAAGGGCACUGAGGGAGCGGCGGACGGGUGCUCAAUUCCCACCCCAGUGUCCUUGCGGGUUCCACAGCCGCCGAAAUUGGCGGACGCAUCACACAUCGAUUUUGGAGUCGCGACCACUGUCCAGAGAUUGAAUGAGUCUCUGGAUGCAUUCGCUCACUGGGCUGGAUACUCGCGCUGUCGCAUUUUCGCUCUGAUAGAACCGGAUCUCUCAGAAUCCGGAAGACAGGAUGUCUUGGCCAAGGCCGACUCUCUGGGAAUCAACCUGUAUCUCACAGAGGUGGAGGAUGAUUACCUAAACCGAUACUUCGCCCUUAUCCCUCUUUUGAAGGAGAAUGCUCGGGAAACAACCCGAUGGGGCUGUAUCAUUGACGACGACACGUUCUUCCUGUCGAUGCCCAGACUGGUGGAUGCGCUCGCUAAGUACGACCACACCACCUCCAUGUAUAUUGGCGGAUUGUCGGAGUCUAUCCCGCAAAUUGCGACAUUUGGAAUGAUUGGAUUCGGAGGCGCGGGCGUCUUCUUAUCGAAACCUCUCUUGGCGGAAAUGACCAACGUGUACGACAAGUGCUCUGCGAUGGAUUUCACCGGUGAUCGCCGCAUCGCCAUCUGCGUCUACCGCUACACCCAAACCCGGCUGACAGUUGACCACCGUCUGAGACAGUUGGACCUGAUACACGACGCCUCUGGAUUCUUCGAGUCCGGCCGCGAGCCGCCGCUCACAGUGCACCACUGGAAGUCCUGGUUCCACGCCGACAUGCCAAAGCUAGCGGUGGUCGCCCAGCUAUGUGGCGACAGCUGCCUCCUCCGAAAAUGGCACUUUGGCGACGGAUGGAUCCUGACGAACGGGUUCUCGGUCAUCAAGUAUCACGCCGACCCAGAUCAGGACGACAUCGCCAUGGAGCAAACCUGGGACCCCCACAAUGGCGCCAAUGACGAAUCUUACCUGCACGAAUUGGGUCCCCUCCGUCGCAAGGAUGAGCAGAAAAGGUCCUUCCAGUUGCAGGAUGCCGUCCACGAGAACGACCGUGUCACUCAGUGGUAUAUCAUGCGCGACGACAAGAACGGUGAUCAAAUCUUGGAGCUGUCAUGGCGCAAGAGAUAA
Molecule: messenger RNA, 1425 nt
Organism: Penicillium egyptiacum
Lineage: Eukaryota; Fungi; Ascomycota; Eurotiomycetes; Eurotiales; Aspergillaceae
Source: the annotation of a GenBank genome assembly